Molecule: messenger RNA, 215 nt
Organism: Symbiodinium natans
Lineage: Eukaryota; Dinophyceae; Suessiales; Symbiodiniaceae
Source: the annotation of a GenBank genome assembly
GACGUCCGGGCCAUCUGCAAUGUGAAUGCGAGUCUAAAGGGCGCCGGGCAGACGGGGCACAAGGCCCAGCAAAGUCGCCAAGAGCUCUUCCUUGGCGACUUUUUGUUGCUCUUUGAGAUUGAUGACUUAGGCAUUGGCUGGAAGAGCGUCUUCCGCAUCAGCGACUGCCCGCACGUAUUGCUGCGAGCUCAGGAGAAGUCUGUGCAAACUGAUGG